Molecule: messenger RNA, 646 nt
Organism: Physeter macrocephalus (sperm whale)
Lineage: Eukaryota; Metazoa; Chordata; Mammalia; Artiodactyla; Physeteridae
Product: DNA-directed RNA polymerase III subunit RPC8-like
Exons: 2
Coding region: 269-646 (125 amino acids)
Biological process (GO): transcription initiation at RNA polymerase III promoter; DNA-templated transcription
Cellular component (GO): RNA polymerase III complex
Source: RefSeq, a predicted model, not a curated record
GGCGGUGGCGCUUGGCGAGGGCUGUCUGUGGCUGGCCGCGCACCCCUCCCGCUCGACCCCGAGACCCUGCGGCUGAGCCUCAUUUUCCUCUCCUUGUAGGAGCGGAGCACGCCCCGCACGGGGCACCCCUACGGUGCAGCCCCAUUGCUGGCCUGGGGGCGGGUCGCAACUAUUGGGACGGGACGGAGCGGGCUCGGGGAUCCCCACCGCCCCAGGACCCGGUGCGUGACUGACCCACCCGUUCCCAGAGCCCCCCGCGCAGGCCGGGAUGUUCGUCCUGGUGGAGAUGGUAGACACCGUGCGGAUCCCCCCGUGGCAGUUUGAGAGGAAGCUCAACGACUCCAUUGCCGAGGAGUUGAACAAGAAGUUGGCCAACAAGGUUGUGUACAACGUGGGACUCUGCAUCUGCCUGUUUGACAUCACCAAGCUGGAGGACGCCUAUGUGUUUCCGGGGGACGGUGCAUCACACACCAAAGGUGGGUGCCCUCCUUCUGGGCAUUGGGUUUCUUGGGGCUCAGUUUUCUGUAGGGGGGGCUCCUGGUCAGGGUGUUGGGAGACCUGGGGCCUAGUCCUGACUCUGCCAGGAAUUUACUGGGUGACAUGGGCAGAAUCUUCCCCUCUCUGGGCCUCGGUUUCCUAUCUAUAA